AUGCCCACCGUUCUUCUCGCGACCGCGUGGGUUGACAUACACACUUCUGAAGGAAGAUGUUUUAAGGUCCGCGCUUUAUUAGAUCAAGGGUCUAAUUUUAGCUUUAUUUCCGAAGCAUUGAGUCAAACGCUUCGCACUAAACGACAGAGGACCGAUCUUCAAAUAAAAGGUUUCGGGGAGAAAUAUGCCGGUUCUGCGCGAUCGAGAGUUUCGCUAAAUUUGACGCCGUGCGAAAAAUUGAAUCCUGUUUUUCCGGUCACUGCGUAUGUAUUCCCGCGAAUAACUUCGUACGCCACGUCGCGAAUUUGGCCUAUAGAAUCAUGGCCUCAUUUACAGGGCCUUUCACUAGCAUAUCCGGAUCCAUCUAGUCGACAUCAGAUUCACAUGCUGAUCGGCGCGGACGUGUACGGUUCGCUCUUAUUGCGCGACCUGAGACAGGGCCCCUAUGGAGCGCCCACUGCCCAAUCGACCUCGUUCGGUUGGAUAAUCUCUGGACCGACCGGAAGUAAAGAAACUACUUCACAAGAAGUAACUGUUUUGAAUUGCGUAUCCGCGCUGGAUGUGGACUCUCUCCUCCAGAAAUUCUGGGAGGACAAAGAGAUUCCCACGCCAACUUCCCUCACGGAGGAGGAAGAAAAAUGCGAAUCUUAUUUCGCUCAAACGCACAGUCGUGAUCCUGACGGUCGUUAUGUCGUGAGAUUACUUUUCAAAAAUGCUUUGCCGAUCGAUAUCGGGGAAUCUCUCUCCAUAGCGCGUACAUUGUACGGUCGUCUGGAAAAUAAAUUGAAUUCAAAAUCCGAUCUCUGUUCGCUAUACAGAGACUUUCUUACAGAAUACGAGGCCCUUGGACAUAUGACUCGCGUUGGCGAGUCCGAACCCACUGAGAAUAUACCGAUUUAUAUUCCCCAUCAUCCAGUAAUAAGAGAGGAUAGUUGCACCACCAAGCUUCGAGUCGUAUUUAACGCGUCGUGUAAAACCCGGAAUGGCACGUCACUUAACGACCAUUUGCUCAUCGGGCCAAAGUUGCAGCAGGAUCUCCCUGCCGUCUUAUUGCGUUGGCGUGCAUGGCGCUUGGUUUAUACGGCAGACAUCGCCAAGAUGUUUCGACAAAUACGCGUACAUCCGCGGGACGUCGAUUACCAAAGAAUCCUGUGGCGUCCGACGGAUGACGCUCCGCUUACUCAUUUUCGCCUUCUUACAGUGACGUAUGGUUUAGCAUCGGCACCUUAUCUUUCGAUGCGCGUGCUUCGACAGCUCGCGCUUGAUGAAGGUGCAAAGUUUCCUGCCGCGGUACCGAUCGUCAAUGAUUCCAUUUACGUGGACGACGCAUUGUUCGGAGCAAACGAUAUCGAUUCGUUAAUAAAUACGCGAACUCAGCUCGCUGAACUAAUGAGGCGCGGAGGUUUUUCACUUCGUAAAUGGGCUUCAAACUGUAGCGAGCUUCUUGAUGAUUUAUCCAGCGAUCAAUCGGACGUUACCGAUCACCUUAUCCUAAAGGACGAAACGUUGAAAAUACUCGGAUUAUCAUGGCUCCCUACGGAAGACUCCUUCCGCCUUACUGUGAAAUUUAAUUUUCCUACAGCGUUAACUAAGCGUUCAAUCCUGUCGUGCAUCGCGAGCUUGUAUGACCCCCUCGGAUGGGCUGCGCCGGUUGUAAUAAACGCAAAAAUCAUUCUGCAAGAGCUAUGGCUUUUACAUUGCGACUGGGAUGCUCCGCUUCCGAACGAAUUGAGUCAACGGUGGAAUGCUUUCGCUUCCGAGUUCCCGCAAUUAGAAUCCGUUAGAAUUCCUCGGUGGACGGGUCAGAGCCCUGAUAAUCUCGCGUUAGAAAUACAUGGAUUCGCCGACGCUUCAAAUCGCGCGUACGCUGCGGUCGUAUACUUGCGCGUUUUCCAUUCUCUUUCGGAAUACCGUGUUAGCUUGAUCGUUGCGAAGUCGAAGGUGGCUCCCGUCAAGACUGUUAGCAUUCCGCGGCUCGAGCUCAACGCCGUUGUUUUAUUGAGUCGACUCGUUAAGUGGGUAAUUAAGUCAUUAAAUAUUAUUCAUUGUCCGAUCCAUUGUUGGACGGACUCCACGAUCGCGUUGGCAUGGUUACGCCAACAUCCAUCGAAAUGGACUACGUACGUAGCAAACAGAGUAUCCGAGGUGCAGUGUAAUCUACCCUCGGCCAAAUGGAAUCACGUACCGUCCAAAAACAAUCCGGCCGACUGUGCAUCCAGAGGGUUGUACGCAUCCAAGUUAGUCUCACAUCCGUUAUGGUGGGCGGGCCCGCCUUGGCUUCAAUGGCCUUCAACAGCGUGGCCGCCACAUAACAUUGCUUCUCCGAUCUCCACGGAGUUAACUAAGCAAAUACACUCGGAAAGUCGAAAGUCCACUGUCCUUCACGUGGAAGGUACACCGGAAUGGGAUCUCCCUUAUAGAUACUCCUCCUGGACUAAGCUCAUUCGAGUGACAGCCUACGCUUACAGAUUUAUAUCCCGCUCCGCUAAACAAAGGAAUUUUGAAGCUAAUGUUGCGUUGUCUCUUAACGCGGACGAACUUAAACGCGCGGAAAUGUUUUGGGUCUCAUAUACGCAGAGGAAGUCGCUUCGCGAGUCCAAGCUAGUCGAUCUAAGGCAGCGGUGCUUUGAUGACGGGUGCGGCGACAAUGUAGCCGUCCUGGCGUCCCUCUUAAUGGACGCCAGGUCCCGUCGUCGCGAGAUGCACGUUGCCUCGCUGGACUUCGCAAAGACCUUCGACAGCGUCAGCCAUGGUGCUAUCACCAACGCCUUGGUUGGCCUGGGCGUGCCUCACGGCCUAAUAGACUAUAUCGCGCAUAGUUAUGCGCGCAGCGGCACGAUAUUUGAAGUGCGCGGUGACAAGUCAGAGCUCUCUGGUAUUGGCAGAAGCGUCAGGCAGGGGGAUCCUUUAUCACCAGUGCUGUUUUGUCUGGUGGUAGAUGUGAUCAUGAGAGCCAUACCUGCCGACGUCGGUUACCAAAUGGGAGAACAUCGCAUAAACAGCCUAGCCUAUGCUGACGAUGUUCUCUUCUUUGCUGCCACCAAGUGGGGUCUCCAGACCAGCAUCAGGGUGGUGGAGGACACAGCGAGGGAGACGGGGCUUCUUUUUCAAGCCAAGAAGUGCUCUGUUCUUUCUCUCGUUCCUUCUGGCCGGGAAAAGAAAAUUAAAAUCCUGACGGCCCCGGAAUUCCGCCUGCGGGAUGAAACAUUCCUGCCGCAGCUGGAUACGAAUGCCGAAUGGCGGUACCUCGGGGUCGAUUUCCGGCCGGCAGGACCGAAGAAAGUCGGCUCGGAUAUAUCCAUAUCGGUUCGCAGAUGGCUUCGUCUUCCGCACGAUGUUCCGACGGCCUUUUUCCUCUCACCAGUUUCGAGUGGCGGUCUCGGCAUUCCCGCUCUUGCCACCACGGUUCCAGGUUUGCUGCUUAGUCGUCUGCGCAGCCUGGAAUCCUGA
Molecule: messenger RNA, 3450 nt
Organism: Nylanderia fulva
Lineage: Eukaryota; Metazoa; Arthropoda; Insecta; Hymenoptera; Formicidae
Source: RefSeq, a predicted model, not a curated record